Parnassius mnemosyne (clouded apollo) is the source of this 2016-nucleotide messenger RNA. Lineage: Eukaryota; Metazoa; Arthropoda; Insecta; Lepidoptera; Papilionidae. The record is from the annotation of a GenBank genome assembly.
AUGGCUGAUUGUAUCCGAAGUGUGGCAAGGAAGGUGUUAGGAGAAACAAAAGGGAAGCGUAUGAUAGAUAAGGAUGGGUGGUGGUGGAGUGAAAGUAUUAGAGAAGUUUUGAGAGAAAAGAAAAAUGCCUUUAAAGAAUGGCAGAGCGUAGAAGACCAGAAUGAAUCCAUAAAAGAAAGUAAGAGAGGGGCGUAUAAAGAAUGUAAGAAGAGAGCGAAGAAGGAAGUUGCUAUUUGUAGGGCAGAGGCGCACGAUAAAUUAUAUCGGUCCCUUGAAAGCCCCGAAGGUCAAAAACUACUUUUUCAAAUUGCAAGAGCGAGAGAAAGGAAUGGAAGAGAUGUUUCACAUGUAAAAUGUAUAAAAGAUGAUUCUGGAAGGAUUUUGACUGACGAUGAAAGUAUAAAGAAGCGAUGGAAGGAGUAUUUUGAGAAAUUGAUGAAUGAGGAGAAUGAAUGGAAUGGUAUGCUUGAAAACCCACCAGUGAAUAUGGGCUUAGUGAGAGAAAUUAGUGUGGAAGAAGUAAAAAUGGCUGUUAGGAAUAUGAAGAAUGGGAAGGCGGUCGGCCCAGAUGGAAUACCAGUAGAAGUGUGGAAAUUGCUGAGGGCGGAUGGAUGGAAGUGGUUGAGUUUAUUUUUCGGUAAAUUGUUGCAGGAAGAACAAAUACCUGAGGAAUGGUGCAGUAGUAUACUGGUUCCCAUUUUUAAAAACAAAGGAGACGUUCGAAACUGCAGCAGUUACCGGGGAAUAAAGCUCAUGUCACAUACGAUGAAAGUCUGGGAAAGAAUAAUAGAGAGAAGAAUGAGAGAAGAGUGUGAGAUAACACAAAACCAGUUCGGAUUCAUGCCCGGUCGAGGUACGACAGAUGCCAUUUUCGCAUUACGCCAAUUGUGCGAAAAGUACAAGCGCGUGCAUAAAGAUCUGCACAUGGUUUUUGUCGACCUUGAAAAGGCGUACGAUCGGGUUCCCCGUGAGGUCUUGUGGUGGGCGUUGAAGAUGAAAGGUAUGCCUGGGAAGUAUGUGAGGUUGGUCCGUGCUAUGUACAGAGCAUCCCGUACAUGUGUACGAUCUGCCGCGGGAACUACGGGCAGUAUCGAUGUGGCGGUAGGGCUGCACCAAGGGUCGGCACUGAGCCCUUACCUCUUCCUACUGAUUAUGGACGCUUUGACGUCGGACCUGCAGGAUGAGGCACCCUGGUGCAUGCUCUUUGCCGAUGACAUCGUGCUUGUCGGGGAAGAAGGCAUCGAGGUACAGAGCAGACUGACGGGGUGGCAACGGAGGCUGGAAAGUGUUGGCUUGAAGAUCAGCAGAUCCAAAACCGAAUAUCUGUGCUGUGAUUUCGGCGGUCUUUCCAGUCCUGUACCCAUGUCGUUGGAUGGCGCUAUACUGCCUAUCUGCUCAGAUGUCAAGUACCUCGGUUCCCUCAUUCAAGGCGACGGCGGAAUAGAUAGAGCUGUGCAGCAUAGGAUUAACGCAGGGUGGAUGAAAUGGCGACAGGUCACAGCCACAACGUGCGAUCCUCGAAUGCCAAUAAGGCUGAAGGGGAAAAUUUACAAAUCGAUCAUCCGACCUGUCGUCAUGUAUGGAAGUGAAUGCUGGGCCGUCAAGAAGAAGGAUGAAAAUAGACUGCAUGCGAAUGAAAUGAGAAUGUUACGAUGGAUGUGUGGUGUGACAAGGAUGGAUAAGAUAAGGAAUGAGAAAAUAAGUUUGUGGAUAGACGAAAUCAAUGCUGAAAACUACGAGAUGUUUGCAUGUUUGGAAAAAUUUUCUGAAGAAAACAAUAUAAAGCUCGAAGAAGAAAUUAAAACCAAAAUCAUGAUGCAUCUUACAAACCUUAAGCAAGACUUGGAAAUAAGAUUCCCAGAUACGUCACACGGCUACCAAUGGAUAAUUAAUCCAUUCAGUUGUGAUCUUAACACUGUGAAGAUGAACUUAAAAGAAAAGGAGCAGCUGAUCGAUUUAAUGUCCGAUGAAAGCCUUCGAUCUAUUUUCAAAACCACGCAUCUAUCCAAGUUCUGA